AAGCAUUAGAUUGGUUACAGAGCAUCUGACAGAGGAACACUUCUCUUACAACAUUCAUCCCUGACUUCAACACCAAGAUCCUAGAAGCAGGUGGUCAGUCUUGGGAGGAUUGAAUGAAGAUUAGCAUGCUCAAGAAGACAUUGACUUUCAAACUCUUACAGGCCCUUGUAAGCACAGAUGAAGACUCAACUUAUGAAGGCUUCUACACACAGCUCUGGACAAUGGAUGACUGUCUUACCAAGCUCAAGAAUAUACAGAACAGUGGCAGAAGACAUUACAUCCCAGUGACUCAUACACCCGCGCUGAGGAAUAACAAUGAUGCAGAUGCCAUGGAUUGA
Molecule: messenger RNA, 338 nt
Organism: Blastomyces dermatitidis ER-3
Lineage: Eukaryota; Fungi; Ascomycota; Eurotiomycetes; Onygenales; Ajellomycetaceae
Exons: 1
Coding region: 114-338 (74 amino acids)
Source: RefSeq, a predicted model, not a curated record